UGUUUCUUUUCAGCUUUUCCACUAUUCCCUGACAGAUGCAGCACGGUCAAACAACUUUUGUAGACGCAAACCUGUUUACACAUAUAAGGAGCAAGCAUGUUGAAAAUUCACCGUAAUGCAAUAUCAAAGUCUGUAUAGGCUUUAUAUAACGGAUAGAUAAUAGCAUUGGGCAUGUUCUGCUGCCUUAAAGCACCAUGUGUAUGGACUAUAGGCUACAUCAGGUGCUUGGAGCAUCUUAAACAUCCAGAUACAAGAUCAGCAUCCAUGCUGCCUGAGGAAGAGAACUGAUCUCCGUGUGUUCAACACUUUCUACACUUUGGUACUGUGAAGCUGUUUUGUGGUUUCAAUCUGGAAGCUUGUUUCACCACUGCAUUUUACAUGGGUUGACUCCAGUUCAUGGAGUAUGGAGGGACUAACCAUGUAAACCAGUCAAAGGGAAUACACACACAUUUUGUCUAAAUUAAUUUUAUUAUUCUUUUAAAUUAGUCUAUAUGGCUUUGUUUUUAUUUAAGUCUUUUUUCCCCCACUGGUUCACAAAGCCUUACAGUGAAAUAUGCAAGUUAGCGGCUUUAGAUUAUCCUCUCCAUAUAUAAUUAGAUAAGCUGUUCUGAUUGUUAAAACACAAUAAACAGAAAUCAGAUGAACUAUGGGCUUUCUUUAGUAUCUGAUCAGGAAGAAGUAAUGUGCUGCCUUCAGGCCGCGUUCGGAAAAUUGAGUGUAUAAUAAUAUCGUUUGAAUGAAAUGGUUAUUAUGCAUGUAGUUGUUUUUUCUCAGGUAUAAUUACGAAACGGACGCUUUACUGAUUGUCUAGAUAUCUGAGAGAUGCGGCAGAACUUUAAAGCAUUUGUGCUCUGGUAAAUAAUUUAUACUUGAAGUAAGAAUAACACAAAACAAAGUUUGGAGGCCGAAGAUCGUGGGGUCAUGGAGUUUUUGUAUUUUGUAUGAUCUUUCCAUGUGCGAUUAUGUGUCAAUUACGAUUUUCCCCGUCCGUACCUGAACGCAGCAGCUGCAGAGCCGCCUCUCUCCGUGAUUGAUCUGCGCUUUGCAGCUUUCAGUAACUUUGUGUUAUUGCUCGCAACACGAUGUCUUCUGAAGAAAUGUAUCUGCUGCAUCGCGGACUUAUGCUUCCCAAAGUGACUCACUCCGUAGAGAGCUUGAAGUUCGCGCAGGAGUUCACGUUUAAAGACGAGGACGUGACGGCUGUCGUGUACCCGAAAUCAGGUACAAUCUGGAUGCAGGAGAUCCUCCCGCUGGUUCUGAAUGGGGGGGACCUGACGCCGAUCCAAACCAUUCCGAACUGGGACAGGGUGCCCUGGCUGGAGGAGAAAAGAUUAGCAUUGGUUGUGGAUAAGUUGGAGUCUCCGCGGGGGCUGGUUACACAUUUUCCUUACCACCUCAUGCCCCCCUCCUUCCACUCCUCCAAAGCCAAGGCGAUCUAUGUCAUGAGGAACCCUAAGGACAUCUUGGUGUCUUCAUACCACUUCCAUAAGAUGGCCGAAUUCCUCGAGUCUCCAGGAACAUUUGAUGAAUUCAUGGAGAAAUUCCUUAAGGGCAAAGUGCUGUUUGGAAAAUGGACGGACCACGUGAAGAGCUGGAGGGCCGCAGAUCUGGGAGACAGAAUAAUGUACAUCACAUAUGAAGAAAUGGUUCAGGACCUCCCUGCAGCUCUCAGGCGUAUUUCAGACUUCCUGGGCCGUAAUCUGAGUGAAGAAGCCAUUCAGAAGAUAGCAGAACAUUGCUCCUUCAAGACCAUGAAGAACAACAACAUGUCCAACUUCAGCCUGGUCCCUAAGAAAUACAUGAACUCCGACACAUCUCCAUUCCUGAGAAAAGGUGUUGCGGGAGACUGGAAAAACCAUUUCAGCCCAGAGCAACUGGCCAGAUUCACAUCGGUCAUUCGCAAAGAGCUGGAGGGCGAGAGCUUCUCUCUGCCGUGGAGCCUGGAUUGAUUAUCAGCCAUAACAGAGACAGAGAGGGAAAGAGCUGUAGAAAUAUUAAUCAAGGCAAGUAGGAAACUGGCGCUAACUGCAACAAAAAAGGGCCCAGCCCUUUGUUCUAUUUUUGUUUUUAGAGGUUUGUUUUUUCUUAAAGAUCUGGGGGAUAUCUGAUUAACAGUGGCUCAAGCCUGAUCCCUCUAAAAGCCCAUUUAAUAUGUGGUGAAAUUGUAUGAUACUGCUAUAGUGUGCCUUCCUGAUCGUAUGUGUUUUUUCUAUAUGAACUGUGCUCCACCCCUUUUUCUGUGUUAUGCCAGUGUAGCUUCCAUCUGUAUGACUCGCAGUACACCAAUUUAAGAUGGUACAUACAAAUGCAUGUCAGCAGAGGAACGCACGCAGAGACCGUCUGACACACCUGCUUUAUUAGUCAACCAUUUCAAAUCAGGCAGUAAAAAAUAUAAAACAAAUACCCACAAUUGUACACAACAUGUUAGAAAUUUGUCACGGUAACAUGAUAUGUCGGAGCAAAGUGCUGUACCAUUAGUAUUUAUCCCAUUUGAAAUCCAUGCAGCCUCUCCCACUCAACCAUUUACCAGUUAAGUCCCCGAGGGUUCAGGGUUUAAGGCCUUAGGGGGACAUUAUGAUUGGGCCAAAGGCUGCCGUUCCCAGGGGGUGGAGCUUCUACCACCAGGGAGUGCACAAGUCUGUUGCAUACAAUGAUUGGAAUGGGACUGGUUGUUUUUCCUGCCUGUCCAGUUGAAUCCUGAAUGCUCUAAUGUAGGUCUGUUAGAUCGAAAGCUCAAAUGCAUUUUACACAUAGAUCUGAAUAUGCGGACAUGUCCUUUAUCAGUUUGGACUUUGUGAUACUACAAGCACAAACUUUUAUUUUCUUGUAUAUUUU
This is a messenger RNA of Anarrhichthys ocellatus (wolf-eel), 2835 nucleotides long. It is a transcript of the gene sult2st3, whose product is annotated as sulfotransferase family 2, cytosolic sulfotransferase 3. Bases 1083 to 1949 code for a protein of 288 amino acids. The record is from RefSeq and is a predicted model, not a curated record. Gene Ontology annotation, molecular function: sulfotransferase activity. The transcript has 6 exons. Lineage: Eukaryota; Metazoa; Chordata; Actinopteri; Perciformes; Anarhichadidae.